AUGGCGGGGAUGGGAGCUGCCCCAAAUGUGCAAACUUAUAACACUCAGAUUGAUAGGUAUGGACAAAGUUACCAGUUCGAGAGGUGCUUUGAGAUUCUUGAGGAAAUGGAGAAUAAGGGGUUGAAGCUAAAUGUUUUAAGUUGUGACUCUGUAAUAAAUUGUUUAUGCAAGGAUGGUAGGCUGCUUGAAGUUGAAGUAAUUCUCAAAACGAUGGAAGAUGGAAGGGUUUCAACAAAUGCACAAAUAUAUAACAUGCUCAUUGAUGGUCAUUGCAUUGGAGGAAAGAUGAGAGAUGCUUCCAGAUUUUUUAAAGAGAUGUUAAGAAAUGAUAUAACUUUAACACUUGUGAUUAAGGAUCAAAAUUUUGUUUUGGGGCUUUGCAAAAAGGAUAAAGUAGCAGAAGCUGAAGAAAUGGCUCUUCAGAUUAAAAGUAAAGAGCAUGGAGAUGUUAAAAAAGCAUUUGCCUUGCACCAUGAGAUGUUGAACCGGGGAAUUCACCCUGACAGAAUGACUUAUAAUAGCUUGAUUAUGGGGUGCUUUAAAGAGGGGAAGUUCCAGGAAGCAAAUAAUAUUGUCGGCGAUAUGAAGACUGGAGGAUUGAAUGGUUUUCUUCCUAGUUUCAGUAUUUGUAAUGUUCUUACCUCUGGUCUUAGAGAGGAAGGAAAGUUGGAAGAGGCCGCCAUUAUCUGCUCUGAAAUGAGUCUUAAAAGACUUGGGGAUUGGAGCACAAGUGAGUAUCUUGCUGCUGUGAAAAACGAAUUGCCAAGUACAUUCAAGACUUAUAGCUACCAACAGCAUUGUUGGUCUUGUGGUCCUGCCAAUCUUUUCAGGAAAAUGAAAGUAUCUUUGUGGAUGAAGGUUCAUGUAAUCUACAGCUUCUUCUUGGUUAGGAAGAUUGUAGCCCAUAUUGUCACUUUCGGGUUUUACUGCAUAGUGUUACCCGCAACAGUGUUGGUACCUGAAGUUGAGGUUCCGAGUUGGGGAGCAGUUUACAUUCUUUCCAUCAUUACCAUACUUAAUGCAAUUGGAACCCCAAGGUCACUUCACUUACUGGUUUUCUGGAUCCUUUUUGAGAAUGUCAUCUCACUACACCGGACUAACACUGCCUUCAUUGGUCUGCUGGAGGCAGGGAGAAUGAGUGAAUGGGUUGUCACUGAAAACCUCGGAGAUGCUCUCAAGUUAAAAUCAGCCUUCAAAGCAUUUAAGAGACCUUGGGUUAGGAUUUGA
Ilex paraguariensis (yerba mate) is the source of this 1227-nucleotide messenger RNA. NCBI's taxonomy places the organism in Eukaryota, Viridiplantae, Streptophyta, Magnoliopsida, Aquifoliales, Aquifoliaceae. The record is from the annotation of a GenBank genome assembly.